UCAGGGCCCUGCCGUGCCUGGGUGUUUGUGCGGUUGUGUUCCCUCGCUCUGAAGGCAUGGCGGACCCUUGGGAUGUGUUCGGCUCGGACAGCGACGAGGACCAGCCAGCAGCAAUCACGGCCACUCCAAAACCACCACCACCACGUCCGCCGGCAGCGGUAAGCCUGCCAACUGCCAGAAGAAAGAAAAUAUUGUACGCUUGGGAAUCCCUGCUGCCGAGGUUUCAGUUUCCACCCGGUUUCGACGAGGGGGGCAUCAUCGAGAAGGUAGAAGAUUCGAACAGCGGUGCCGUUGCGGAAGAUGCAGGAGGACCUGCGGCUAGGGCGCCGUUUUGUACCCCUCCCGUGUUCCAGCAUCCGUCCGUACGCUACGAGGGGAGCAUGCCGCACCGAGGAGGGGGGAGAGGCUUCACGGCCGCUACUGACAUUGCCCCGGGCACGCUGCUGCUGGCGGAGAAGCGCUUCUUGCCGAUGCCCACAGCGAUUGAGUGCGGCCAGGCGGGGGGAGUGGGACAGGAAGAGUUAUGCCUCCAGUGGAUACUGGAACUCCCUCCAGCGAGGCUGAAACGUGUGCUAGGAGAGCUGCGAUGGCUACACCCUCAGUCGCUACAGGACCUACCAGAGAGCGAAGCAGCUGCGCUUAUGUCAAGGCACGAAGAAACCGCUAAGGUUAUGGUCGCCAAGCUCAGACGGGAGAGCUCGGCAACAGAAGCAGAAGCGGAGGCCAUGGGGCUAGACGUGCCUGGCAUCGUGCGGCUCUUCGGGGCGCUACAGAGCAACGGCUUCGCGAGCGGGAUAUAUCUGCACCCGGCCAUGACUAACCACAGCUGCAGGCGCCAGCGGCCGAACGCCAUCAAGUGGCGAGCGGGGCAAUCUAUCUCGGACACGCAAAUGCCCGUUAGUAGAAAGACGGGGGUCAAUCCGGACCCCGCCGGCGAGAAAGGGUCGCUGCUCAGCGAGAUCCGCGCCACCGAGCUCAUCCGAACGGGGCAAGAAAUCACGAUAUCGUACUUGGAACCAAGGGAGAUCGCCUUGGCGUCAAGACAGGCUCGGCUGAAGGAUCAAUUCGGCUUCAACUGCAGCUGCGUCUUGUGCGAGGGCCAUGCCGAUCACAGACAAAGCAACAGCGAAGCUACUGCUGCUUCUGCUGCUGUACAUGAGCGUGUCGCACCUUUGGAGGCCUUCCUUCGGCAGGGCCGGCCGGAGCACCAAGACGAGAUUGCGCCGCCGACUUGCCAGAAGGGUGGUGCAGUUUGCCGACGAAACACAUCAGGCGAGCCAGGCAGGAAUAAGUCUGCGGAUGGGAGGAAGGGAGGAGAAGACAUUGGAGAGGACGCCUUUAGUCCCGGCCGGGGGGGCGCGGAAGAAGGAGAGGGGAGGGAGUGGUUGGGACCGGAGGACGCAGGUCACAGCGUAGGAGGAAGCGGGGAAGAGGACGAAGAAGAGGAUCGCGGAGGUCUGGUCGCUAGGAACGUUCUGGAGAGAAGGCUUGAGGCGGCGGAGAGCGUCCUUGACCUAUCGAGGGCGAAAGAGGUGAAAUGGGCGGGAGUGCUGUCAGAGGUAUUGGGCUACCGAAGACAGGCCAGCCGGUGGCUUUCGGGUCGGCAUAUCUCCCUAGCGCGUGCCGACAAGCUCAUCGCCAAGGCUUGCAUUGCCAUCCUUCAAGGUUCGACCGAGGCAGCGCAAUCAGAUGUGGGAUGUGCGGCAGCAGUGCUUCAGGCUUCCAACGAUCUUCCCAUGUCUUUCGGGGGAAGACGCGGAUUGGAAAGCACCUUGCCCCCCACGAAAGGUGGAUUCAAGACCAGGCUACUGGCCGUGUUUGUCGCGUCUCUAAUUUCCAGAAGAAAGACGCAGCUGUUGUACCUAGGGGAUGGUCCGCACCCGGAAGCUGGAGCCUGCCUUGCGGACUUGUCUCAAGCCAUGACAAUGCUUCUGGGGCAAGGAUCUGAGGGGGAGACGUGGAUCGGACGCCUCCCGGGCCACGACAGCGACGGGACGAACGACGCCAAGGUGAAGAGUCCCCGCGAGGCCAAGGGGGAAGUCGGGCAGGAGGGAGUGGUGGGGGAGGGGUUAUGGUGGUGUGACGGUGGGGUAAGCGGCGCGUCCUUGUUCGAGAGAGAGUGUGACAAGGUGGCCAAGAGAAUUGGACGCCUGUUUGACGCACCACGCGCGUAAAUAGUCAUGAAUGAUGGAUGACGUUAGGGGACUGCUGGGGCUGUCUCGCACGACGCGGUUGACACACGAUUGCUCAACGCCUACUUGGUACUUUACCGCAGUGCCAAGGCACCGAUGCUGCACGGACGACUGCGAAGCGGUGAUACAAUGAUGUGGGUUUAGACGGCUGGGCGAAGAUGUAUCAGCACCCGAGCAGUAGUGUCCCUGUCAAAACAAGAAUGGGACCGAGUGCUUGUUUGAUGCACGGAGGACGCAAGCAGAAUGCGUCACGUGCAUCAGAAGAAAUUGCCAUUGAUAUCGCAGCUUGCCUCGGGCAACCGUGCUGGUCCAGUAAGAGGUUUUCGUUUUUUUUUCAGGUGGUCUCUCGUUUCCACCGGGCGUUGCAAACGGGAAAUUUCAGUUGAACUCAACAUAAGGGAGGAUAGGCCCAGUUCCACACGAAGAAGAGGUGUCCGCUCGUGUGGCUGUCCACCGAGAGAAGAAUAUACUUGAUGAAUCCGAUGAUACACGGAGUAAAUAUGCGUCACGUGCAUCAGAAGAAAUUGUUACUUUGCGCGAGGCUCGUGUUCUUGGUUCCUCUGUCUGCUGCCGAGAGCCACUGCCCCGUAUGAAUGAGGGUUUUCCAGUGAGGGUUUCAUCUGGGCAUCACAACGGUGUGCGACGAAAAUGGUCAUC
This is a messenger RNA of Ectocarpus sp. CCAP 1310/34, 2849 nucleotides long. The record is from the annotation of a GenBank genome assembly. Lineage: Eukaryota; Phaeophyceae; Ectocarpales; Ectocarpaceae.